AUGAGUAGUGAAAAGGUGACGUUGAAGAAGACAAAGAAGAUGGAUGGUUUAGGGUGGAUUGAGUGGUUAAGAGGAUUGUCUAAUGUUUUGCAAGAGAUGUUUUUUCAGAGAGUAAUGGCUUCUCACUUACACAACCCAUUUCCUCUUCCUCCUCUAAACCACCUAACCUGCAUUGUCACUGGCUCCACUAGUGGCAUUGGCUCUGAAACCGCUAGGCAGCUUGCAGAGGCUGGUGCUCAUGUUGUUAUGGCGGUAAGGAACACAAGAGCGGGUCAUGAGCUGAUUCAACAAUGGCAGACCAAGUGGUCUGCUAGUGGUAAAGGACUCCCACUUAAUAUUCAGGUGAUGGAACUUGAUCUUCUCUCUUUAGAUUCCGUCGUCAGAUUUAGCAAUGCGUGGAACGCACGGUUAGCACCUUUGCAUGUUCUGAUUAACAAUGCCGGCAUGUUUGCUAUGGGAGGGGCACAAAGAUUCUCAAAAGAUGGAUAUGAACAACACUUGCAAGUGAACCAUUUGGCUCCAGCUCUGCUUUCACUACUUCUUUUGCCUUCGCUUAUCCGAGCUUCCCAAAGUCGAAUCAUUAAUGUUAAUUCUGUUAUUCAUUAUCUUGGUUUUGUCGAUCCGAAUGAUCUGAAUCUUGUUGCUGGUAAACGAAAGUUUUCAAGCUUGAGAGGAUAUUCUAGCAGCAAACUCGCUCAGGUUAUGUUUAACAAUGUUCUUUUCAAAAAGCUGCCUUUGGAAACCGGCAUUAGCGUCGUUUGUUUAUCACCUGGUGUUGUCCAAACGAACGUUACUAGAGAUCUUCCUCGGUUAAUUCAAGAUAUUUACUCUGCCCUGCCUUACUUCAUCUAUUCACCACAAGAAGGUUGUCGAAGCUCACUCUUCUCGGCCACAGCUUCUCAAAUUCCAAACUACUGCGAAAAACUUAAAACCAAUCAUAAAUCCGUUUGCGCAUACAUAUCUCAGAAUUGUCAACCAACAAAUCCUUCAGAAGAAGCUCGGAACAUAGAAACAUCUAACAAAGUUUGGGAAAAAACGAUAGAGCUUAUUGGUCUUCCACUUGAUGCAGUGGAAAUGCUGAUAGAAGGAGAAGAGGUCCAAUGUCGUUAUGGGAUUUGA
This is a messenger RNA of Microthlaspi erraticum, 1119 nucleotides long. Lineage: Eukaryota; Viridiplantae; Streptophyta; Magnoliopsida; Brassicales; Brassicaceae. The record is from the annotation of a GenBank genome assembly.